UCCUUUGUUCGCCCUCGUUGCGCAGCAGUGCGAGCUGCUUCUCCUUCCGUUCUCGCGCCCGCCACCUCUCCCGCGUGCCGCGCUGCUAGGAAGCGCCCCUGCCCGCGAGCUCGUGGGAGCGUGAGCCCCGUCGUCACCCUGCAGACCCACGGGGGGAAAAUGGUUGAAGCAGAUCGCCCAGGAAAGCUCUUCAUUGGCGGGCUUAACACAGAAACAAAUGAGAAAGCCCUUGAAGCAGUAUUUGGCAAAUAUGGGCGAAUAGUGGAAGUGCUCUUGAUGAAAGAUCGGGAAACCAACAAAUCAAGAGGGUUUGCUUUUGUCACCUUCGAGAGCCCAGCAGAUGCUAAGGAUGCAGCUCGAGACAUGAAUGGAAAGUCCCUAGAUGGGAAAGCCAUCAAGGUAGAACAAGCUACUAAACCGUCUUUUGAAAGUGGGAGACGUGGACCACCUCCACCUCCAAGAAGCAGAGGCCCUCCAAGAGGCCUAAGAGGUGGAAGAGGAGGAAGUGGAGGAGCCAGGGGUCCUCCCUCACGUGGAGGGCACAUGGAUGAUGGUGGAUAUUCCAUGAAUUUUAAUAUGAGUUCUUCCAGGGGACCACUGCCAGUAAAAAGAGGACCCCCACCACGAAGUGGAGGUCCUCCUCCUAAAAGAUCUGCCCCUUCAGGACCAGUUCGAAGCAGCAGUGGAAUGGGAGGAAGAGCUCCUGUAUCCCGUGGGAGAGAUAGCUAUGGAGGCCCACCUCGAAGGGAACCCCUGCCCUCUCGAAGAGAUGUUUAUUUGUCCCCAAGAGAUGAUGGAUAUUCUACUAAAGACAGCUAUUCAAGCAGAGAUUACCCGAGUUCUCGAGACACAAGAGAUUAUGCGCCCCCGCCCAGAGAUUAUACUUACCGUGAUUAUGGUCAUUCCAGUUCACGUGAUGACUACCCAUCAAGAGGCUAUAGUGAUAGAGAUGGCUAUGGUCGUGAUCGUGACUAUUCAGAUCAUCCAAGUGGAGGUUCCUACAGAGAUUCAUAUGAGAGUUAUGGUAACUCACGUAGUGCUCCACCUACACGAGGGCCCCCGCCAUCUUAUGGUGGAAGCAGUCGCUAUGAUGAUUACAGCAGCUCACGUGACGGAUAUGGUGGAAGUCGAGACAGUUACUCAAGCAGCCGAAGUGAUCUCUACUCAAGUGGUCGUGAUCGGGUUGGCAGACAAGACAGAGGGCUUCCCCCUUCUAUGGAAAGGGGGUACCCUCCUCCGCGUGAUUCCUACAGCAGUUCAAGCCGCGGAGCACCAAGAGGUGGUGGCCGUGGAGGAAGCCGAUCUGAUAGAGGGGGAGGCAGAAGCAGAUAUUAAAAACAAACAAAACUUUGGACCAAAAUCCCUGUUCAAAGAAACAAACAAAGUGGAACCUAUUCUGUCAUAACUACCCAAGGACUACUAAACGGAAAAAUUGUGUUACCUUUUUUAAAUUUCCUGUUAAGUUCCCCUCCAUAAUUUUUAUGUUCUUGUGAGGCAAAGUAAAACAUGUUUAAUCUUACUUGAUUUUAUGACAUUGCUUUUCAACAAGCAAAUGUUUAAUGUGUUAAGACUUGACUUGUGUACUAGGUGUUGUAAUUUUCCAAGUAAAAGUGUCCCUAAAGGCCACUUUCCGAUUUUUCCCAGUAAAUAAGGCAAGCAAUUCUCAGAUCUUCCACAAACAUCUAGCCAUCUAAAAUGGAGAGAUGAAUUCUUCCUAUACAAGCAAGCUAGCUACUAGAGGGUGGUUGGGGUAUGCUACUCUUAGGAUUUCAGAGUGUCUUCAAACUGAAAUCUCAAAUGUUCUCAGUUAUGAAAAACCUGAGAUCAAAUGCUUAUGUAAGGAAAGUGCUAUAUGCCCAGUAAACCCCCGCCCCCCCAAAAUGGAAACAAAUGGAUAAUGCUGGCCAUAUUUGCCUUUCUGAAAUUUCCUUGGGAAUCUGCAAGAACCUCCCCUUCCCCUCCCCCCAAUAAGACCAUUUAAGUGUGUGUUAAGCAACUACAGAAUACUAAAUAAAAAGUUUGGCCAAAACCAA
Molecule: messenger RNA, 2033 nt
Organism: Talpa occidentalis (Iberian mole)
Lineage: Eukaryota; Metazoa; Chordata; Mammalia; Eulipotyphla; Talpidae
Gene: RBMX
Product: RNA binding motif protein X-linked
Exons: 9
Coding region: 160-1335 (391 amino acids)
Biological process (GO): positive regulation of mRNA splicing, via spliceosome
Cellular component (GO): spliceosomal complex
Molecular function (GO): RNA binding
Source: RefSeq, a predicted model, not a curated record